AUGGUGGCGAGUGUCACAGAGCGCGAUAGUGAGGCUGGGUCACAGGCCACGCAAAUCGUCAGCGACUGGAUUCAAACGUUUCAGUACCUAAGAGACACGACGUCUUUUGGUGCUCUGCGACCACAACAAAAACAGAGACUCGCACCGACCGCCUCACGACGAGAAGACGUAGCAGGAGCGUCGAGCAGAGCGUCAAAGGUCUCGGAGGAGACGGCCCAUUCAUCCGGCAACCAUAGCAGCAGCAAGCCUCUGAGCCCCACGAAACGGAUAGCCACGUUGUGCGCAUCCACGGGCUCCACCGCGUCGUCCGGCGUGGCGACCACCGCCCUCUGUCCCCCGCCGCCGUUUGCCGACUCGGAAACGGACGAAGAGGCGGCAGUGGCGUACCCGGCGAUGAUCGGAGCGGAUUCCCUGGAGGUGGUGCGGUAUACUCAGUUGAUUGGGACGUUGAGGCGGCAGCAGAAUUUGAUGGGCGGCGAAGCCCAGCCGCCGCGGACUUCCGGUGGAAACUCCUACUCGUCCAUCCACGCCGAGACUCUCGUUUGUAUAUUCUUUCCCACGCUCACCGACAUGUUGAUCACGAUUUCUACGUACGUUUUCGCACUGCAUCGAGGAAUUGAAGAAAAGAGGACCGAUUCGCGGAUGUCUCAAGGGAUGACUGAUUCGACCUUGGACGAAGAACAGGGUUCACGACAACCUUCACAAGUAGUUACAACAACGUCUACUUCCGGUGAGAAUAACGGGUUAUCCGGUGUUCAUCAGCAGCAAUCGUCGGUGACUCCGGAAACAGGAAAUCCUGAACUGGUUUCUCCUUGGCUGAUCGUCACUACCUUGGUGGUGUUCUUUGGAUUCUGCAUCCCUGCUGGGUAUCAUUUGACAGCACUCAACAACCCUGCAGCUGUGAUCAAGAAUCAUUUGAAUACAUCGGCAAGAAGUCAGUACUACCUGAGUCAAAAUUCGAUUCUCUUUGAACGAAAUAUCCUCUGGUCUGGUGUUGUGUCAAUUUACGUCAUCGGAGCCACUAUCGGAGCAAUUUGCUCCAGUCACUUGGCGGAAAAAACCGGAAGUAAAGGAGCUUUGGUCACCGAUUUCAUUCUAGCUGCUCUUGGUACACUUUGUAUAGCAGCAACCAAACCUGCGAAAAAGCUGGAAUUGCUUUUCUUGGGACGGCUGCUGCUGGGUCUUGCUUGUGGCAGGGUUGGUUGGAAGCCAGAAGACAUUGCCAAAGAGGCAGAGGCGAUAAAAACUGGGAUUACCUUAGCAGGGUCACAACCAUAUUACAGCCUCAUGGAUUUGAUUAGAAAGAAAGAAUUCCAUUCAGCUCUGAGAAACGUUCUCAUAUUGAACAUUGGGCAGCAAUUCACAGGGACAAAAGCGGUAUUUUUCUAUUCCACUGAGAUUUUCCAGCAUGCUGGGAUACACAGGGACGAGAGCCAGUUUGCAACAAUUGGAGUAAUGCUUGUGAAUGCCUUGUCCUUGGGGUUUUCAAUGCCAGUCACUGCAAAUAUGCCCAGAAGACUUUCCUUGAUGGGGUCUCUGUCAGGGACGUCGAUUUCAAUGACUGUUUUGGCUCUGAGUUUGGCUUUUCUUGGAAAAGUCAAUUUCCUGACGUACACAGCAAUUGGAGCGACAAACAUCAGUCCCAGCAGCGAGGAAAUCUUUGCUUGCUGUGGGUUCCUGUGCGGGUUGGCUGUCUUCAUUCCUGGUUGGACUCAUGUUUCCAGUUGUGGAGUCAGCAACAUGAAGACUCAUGCGAUACACGGAACGUUCGAGAAGGUUACGGGGUCAGCCGCAUUAUGGGACAGCACCCGCAAUUCUCAACUGGGCAUUUCAGUCUGGAUGAUGUUUCGAGACUCGAAGAACCCAAACUCACCGUAUUACAACGCAGCAAAACGCAACUUGAAACUCAUAGAUCGCGAAAUGGCCAUUUGUCUGGUCGGGAUUUCGCCAAUGUACCACGCCCUGGUGUUCACAUUCAUUCAAUUUUGGAACCGAAAACAGUGCUGGGAUUUGAAGCGAACCUGGGUACAAACGAUUCGCUGGACUGGAUUGGACCCCCUUGGAGGCAAAGUAUUCAAAAACCGGUGCCACGUUUUGGGACUGUACGGAAAAAUUUUCAAUGCUGCUAUCACUUCAAUCGCAUUUUUGUUCGGAUUCCUAUCAGGAUUUGGAUUAGUCAACACGACUUACAGGGCAGGAAACGCACUGUUGUGCAGUUACUGGUACUUUUUGAUUGAAUUUCCGGAUACGCACGUUCUGGCCCCACUGUUGAGGAUAUUCCUCGGAUUUAACGUAGGAUUAACCUAUUUAAUAUACAAACAAAUAAUAGUGGAGUACAUGAUGAAUGCCUUGAUGGCUUCUAAAAUGCUGGAGAUGUGGACUUCGAACUUGGCGCGUCUUUUGGGGCAUCAUUUGAAUGAUGGAGAAGCGAAGACUUCUUUGAUGAAAAAGUUUCCCGCUGUUGGAAAAAUUCUGGGUGAAUGA
Notodromas monacha is the source of this 2484-nucleotide messenger RNA. The record is from the annotation of a GenBank genome assembly. Lineage: Eukaryota; Metazoa; Arthropoda; Ostracoda; Podocopida; Cyprididae.